AUGGCUAAUAAAAAUAGGCCUAAAAAGAACCGUGGGGCAUUCUAUAAAAAAUACGUCUAUGGGGAAUCGGCUGAAAAAUAUGUUGAGCAGCUGAAAGUUCAAAGCACUGCUAGUGAAUGGUAUGAUAACUCCAGUGAUCACGCCAAUAGUGAUCUAGAAAAGUCAACAAACAUUAAUAUUACGGGAAAAGCGGAGACUCAAGGAAAAUUAAAAUUGCCAUUGGAAUUGAUUCUGACCAUUCUGAAAUUGACGCCAAAUCCAUACUGUACUAAUCAUCUACUGGUUUGUAGGACGGUUUAUUGGUCCUUUUUGAAAGACAUUUAUGAAAAUCCAAAAUUAAAAGCUAAUAAUCUUCUUGAUUUUUUAGAUAUUAUCAGUGGUGAUAAUGCAGCUUUAGUGAGAAAUCCAGAAGAAAGCGUUAGUAAUGGUAAAAAUGUCAAGUUGCAACUGAAAAGAAAGUUUCAGAAUACUGUCAAAUGUCUGGAUUUAUCGAACGUGAUACAGAGCGGUAAAAACUCAAAUAUGAGUAAACUGUUAAGAAGAACCAGUCCAUCGUUGGAAAUAUUUGUAUCUUCGCAAUCAAGUUUUGGGCCUGCGCCAUUGAUUAGUCUAAGAGGAUGUUCAAAAUUAAAGAUACUUGACCUCAGGUUAGUUAAUGAAACUGUUAAUCUAGUUGAAUUAUUCAAAAGUUGUGAAUGUCUGACCUUAUUGGAGCAACUGAGUUUUCCUCGAAGUUCUGUUGUGUGUGAUGAGUAUGACUUCAACUGGCCACCGAAUCUAUGGUACUUGAGACUGCAAGGGGGUGUUUCAGAUACUUUUGCAAUGAAUGUCAGAUUCCCACACACAAUCACUUGCCUUGAGUUUGCAUAUUGCCCGAACCUCACAAGCAGUGGACUGGAUUACAUAUUAGGGAAUAUUGGGAUAAACCUGAAGCGGUUAUCCAUAACCUACCCGAUGCCAAAAAUUGGUGAUCAAGGGGCAGAUCACGUCUUUUAUUACUGCCCAAAUAUAAGAUCAUUUUGUGUGGAUGUUGCAUAUAUAUCUUGGGAAUUAUUUGGUGAUGAGUACCUUGUAACAUUGGAAGAGUAUGACCGUCCAUUGAAAAAUAUUGUAAUUGAAAGUGUUGGAUACAUGGGCAUGUGUGAUAAAUUGACACCUAAUGAUAUUACAGUUGCAGUUGACGAAGAAAGGUUGCCAUGUUUGAAAACACUGGGAUUGAGUUCAUUAUUAGGGUGGGAUUUCAGAGGUGAAGAUAUGGAAGAUAUGGUUAGUGAGUUACACCACCAUGGAAUUGAGGUCUUUAAGAUUUAA
This is a messenger RNA of Pichia kudriavzevii, 1311 nucleotides long. RefSeq lists its product as uncharacterized. The transcript has a single exon. The record is from RefSeq and is a predicted model, not a curated record. NCBI's taxonomy places the organism in Eukaryota, Fungi, Ascomycota, Pichiomycetes, Pichiales, Pichiaceae. Bases 1 to 1311 code for a protein of 436 amino acids.